UCAGUUCCCCUGUGUUUUGUCAGAGAGGAUUUGAGAGCUUUUGCAAACUCUUCUUAUCCUUUCAAUUGAACCGAGUCGUCAUCAUCAUCAGCUUGAAGACGAAAGCGUUUCUCAUCUUUUCACGAGCAUGACCUGUUCGUCAUCCCUUCUUAUGUAAAAUUCUUACGAUUUCUAUUUGUUUUUGUUGGCCAAUUAAAUAUGAACAACGCAUGAUUCGGAUUCUAGGAAAGAGCGUCCAUGGCUACUUUUAAUGUUCUUUGUAGCAAUCGUUUUCUAUUCAAAGGAAGUAAUUCUAUUAGAAAGGUGUCUUCGAGGAGUAGUGAACUUAAUGUUUGUGUCGCUAGAGCGACGACGAACCAGUCUAUUAGUUGCAGGAGACUUGGUGGGUUUCUUGAAAUUGGUGAAUCCAGAUUAGGAGUUAGGUUUCGUGGCGGCGAUUCUCGAAAUGGGUUUACUUGUAGUAGUGAGAUUAAGCGACUUAUGAGCGGUAGUGAUUACGGAGAUAAGGAAGAUGGUAGAAGCAAAAGGAAGAGAAGAAGAUUUUCUCUUAGGCUUCGACCUAGGUUACGAUUAGUGAGCAUGAGACUUGGGAGGGUCGAUUUCAGAGCAUCAAUGGAGGAUCUUCGAUUCUUUUUGAAAAAGAAUCUCAAAAGAGUGAUCUUAUCUACUGGUGUAGCUGUGAUCUUUGGACUGUGUUAUUUGUUCUUGAGGUUAACCUCUGUUCCGUCUCCAUCUACUGUUCCUUACUCUGAUUUCGUUACGAAUCUUCGAGGUGGUUCUGUUUCAAAGGUUUUACUUGAAGAAGGUUCUCGUCGAAUCUAUUACGACACUAAUGAGAAUGUUGAGGCUGUUGAAGAAAAUGUUCACAAGUCUAAAACUUUUGAUGAAUCUGCAAUCCAAACUGAUGAUGGCAGCACAGAGGAAACUGUGACGGAAGCUGUUACGACUCGAAAGGUUCGAGCUUUACCUCCUGUGUGGAAGUAUGUGACAAGAAAAGUCGAUCAUGAUGAGAAGUUUCUUCUUAGUUUAAUGAGGGAUAAAGGGAUCACUUAUAGUUCUGCUCCUCAAUCUGCAUUGAUGUCAAUGAGAACUACUUUGAUCACAAUCAUAUCUCUGUGGAUUCCUUUAACACCUCUUAUGUGGCUUCUUUAUCGGCAACUCUCAGCAUCUAACAGCCCUGCGAAGAAACGACGGUCUAAAAAUCCCACGGUUGGUUUCGAUGAUGUUGAGGGUGUUGAUUCUGCUAAAGACGAGCUCGUGGAGAUAGUGUCAUGUCUUCAAGGAAGUAUAAACUACAAAAAACUAGGAGCAAGAUUACCUAGAGGUGUGCUUUUGGUUGGUCCACCAGGGACCGGUAAGACCUUGUUGGCUAGGGCUGUUGCUGGAGAGGCAGGAGUUCCAUUUUUCUCUGUUUCUGCUAGUGAGUUCGUUGAAUUGUUUGUUGGAAGAGGUGCAGCACGGAUCAGAGAUCUUUUUAAUGCAGCCAGGAAAAACUCACCUUCCAUAAUAUUUAUCGAUGAGCUUGAUGCGGUUGGAGGAAAACGUGGUAGGAGUUUCAACGAUGAACGUGACCAGACACUAAACCAGUUGCUUACUGAGAUGGAUGGAUUCGAGUCAGACACAAGAGUCAUUGUAAUUGCAGCAACUAACCGACCAGAAGCGUUAGACCCGGCUCUUUGUCGGCCUGGAAGGUUCUCUAGAAAAGUUGUGGUUGCAGAACCAGACCAAGAAGGCCGUCGGAAAAUCUUGGCUGUGCAUCUGAGAGACGUCCCUCUAGAAGAAGAUGCGUUUCUCAUAUGUGAUUUAGUUGCUUCUCUAACUCCCGGAUUCGUAGGUGCUGAUCUGGCCAAUAUUGUCAAUGAAGCUGCAUUGCUUGCUGCUCGUAGAGGCGGGGAAGCGGUGGCACGGGAAGAUAUAAUGGAAGCGAUAGAGAGGGCGAAAUAUGGGAUAAAUGAUAAGGAAGUGAGGUCAAGGACAUUAGGAAAUGAGCUGAGCAAGCUGUUCCCAUGGAUGCCAUCUUUGGCUAGAAGGAACGGACCAGAUCAAGACGGUUUACAAGGACCGUUAGGUUAUCAAAGUCUUAGCUAAACCAAACGAAGUCAAUUGGAACUGUACGUUUCUUUCAUUGUAUCUGAAAAUUUUGGAACUGUACGUUUCUUUCAUGUGUUCCGAUCUCUGUUUACAAUGUACAAGUCAAUUGCUUUAAUUCCUUUUCCGGAAAUAGUUUACAAUUAGACCAAUUUGACAAUA
Molecule: messenger RNA, 2250 nt
Organism: Camelina sativa (false flax)
Lineage: Eukaryota; Viridiplantae; Streptophyta; Magnoliopsida; Brassicales; Brassicaceae
Product: putative inactive ATP-dependent zinc metalloprotease FTSHI 3, chloroplastic
Biological process (GO): proteolysis
Cellular component (GO): chloroplast thylakoid membrane
Molecular function (GO): metalloendopeptidase activity; zinc ion binding; ATP binding
Source: RefSeq, a predicted model, not a curated record